CACAUGUCCCUGCACCCGCAGGACACCCCACGGCUGUGCCCCACACGUGUCCCCGCACCCCAGGGCCCCCCCCAGCCAAGCCGUGCCUGAGCCGUGCCGGGGUCCCCUCACUCUCUGUCCCCCCGCAGCUGCGGGACCCGAGCGGAUCCGUGUCCCACCCCCCCAUCCAGGAUGGAGGGGCGCGAGGAGACGGGUGAGGAGGAGGAGGAGGAGGAGGAGGAGGAGGAAGAGGAGGAGGAGGAGGAGGAGGAGGAGGGGGUGCGCAUCACCCCCCAGCUGCUGAAGGCCAGCACGGGGGAGUUCGCCCUGGAGUCCAUCCUGCUGCUGCGGCUGCGGGGCCGCGGCAUCGCCCACCUGGGCUGCCUGGGCGACUGCGCCAACCUGGAAUGGCUGGACCUUUCCGGCAACGCCAUCGCCCAGUUGGGUCCACUGGCUUCCCUCAAAUCCCUCACCGUCCUCAACCUGGCCCGGAAUCGUGUGGCCAGCCUGGAACCCCUGGGUUCUUGCCAAAAUCUCCAAAGCCUCAACGUAGCCGGCAACCGGGUGAGCAGCCUCCAGCAGCUGCGGUGCCUGACGGGGCUGCGGCGCCUGGAGAGCCUGCGCCUACGCGAUCCCCUCGCCCGUUUGGCCAACCCCCUCUGCGUCACCGCCCCGGCCUAUCGCGCCGCUUUGGCCGACAUGUUCCCCGGCCUCAAAGCCAUCGACGGCGAGCGGUUGUCGGGUCGCGGGAGCGAGUUUUACCAGCUUUGCCGGGAUCUCGACAGCUCGCUGGGACGCGGCGGCGGCGGCAGUGGCAACGCCGACGCCGGUCCGGAAGCGCCUCGAGCGGCUCAGCCUUGGGUGGAAGCGGGUUUUUGGGAACCGCGGCCGCCCCGGCGUAGCUCCAUCAUGGAAGAAGCCUACAAGCAGUUUGGGGAAGUGCUGCAGGAAUGCCGGGAGCUGAGCCGGCGCGCCGACGAUACCAUCGCCCAGGCGGAACGGGCGCUCAGCAGCCGCCCCAACCCCAAUUCCUUCGUCUUCUGAGCCACGAGACCCCAGCCCCGGUCCCCAUGCCACCCACCACCCUGGAACCGCCGUCACCGAAGAGGACGCCGGAGGAGCCGCGAGGAAUCCGGAGCAGCAACGGACAUAGCCGGGGACACACCAUCAACCCCGGGGGCUCCGGGAUGGGGAACGGGGGCAGGAGCAGAGAUGUCCUUAGGGAAUUUGGAGCCAUCCCCGAGUUCUCCAGCCCGGAGGGGAGACUUGUGGGGCUGGGGAGGCCGCGGGUGGGGACAGGUGACAUCGUGGGGGACUGGGGGACGUGGCGAGGUUGUGCAGUAAAGGCGUGCCGUCCUCAAA
Messenger RNA from Chroicocephalus ridibundus (black-headed gull), 1341 nucleotides. RefSeq names its product leucine rich repeat containing 61 (gene LRRC61). Bases 172 to 1023 code for a protein of 283 amino acids. The record is from RefSeq and is a predicted model, not a curated record. Gene Ontology annotation, molecular function: protein binding. NCBI's taxonomy places the organism in Eukaryota, Metazoa, Chordata, Aves, Charadriiformes, Laridae. The transcript has a single exon.